UACUGGCCCAUGUGUCGCCCCGCAUUGCUCCCUUCCCCGACCCACUCCAAACCGCACCCGCCGCCAGCCGCCUCCCGCCGGACGCCGCUCCCUUCACCGGCAGGCUGCCAACUCUAGCCGCCCUUCCUCCCAGUGGCUGCGCGCCUGCGCCCUGCUGCUUCCGCGCCGGUGCAGGCGACCGCGCUCAGUCGCCAGCGGCCAGCGGCCAGCUGCAGCAGUCUCCUCGGCGGCCGGCGGUGUGCAGGCGUGCACCCUGGCCCUGGGGCCAGGAUACGUGCAGCAUAGAAGGCUAGCAGCUAGGAGCUGAGCAGCUGUACAGAGCCGAAGAUUCUAAUAUCAGGAAUUUGUAAAGGUGGACUAAUGAGAGAAGUUGUCAUGCCAUCCUGCAGAAAAGUUAUGUGCUCUUGACGGCAUCUAAACAUAUUUCAGAUUAGUUGCACCUUUCUGCAAGUCAUCAGAAAGCGGUGCAAAUUUGGUUGGUGAAGUUCGCCGUUUCAGUCAUAUUCUGCAUGCAUCACAGCAUCAGUAGCUGUCUUUCAUGGAUGGCAUUCCAUUUAACCACCCUGCCAUAAAUCAGAGCAUGAAGUGUCUAAGUGGGGUAUGGUCUGAACAAUUCCCUAAAGGAUAAAAGGCAUGGUAGGAUUGACAGGAGUUUGAUUGACAUGUUUGCGCUCCAUGAGCUUCUGCAACUAUGUGCAAAGAGGAGGUCCCUCCUGGUUGGGAAAAGCUGCCAUGGGCUAGCCAUUCAUUUUGGUAUGGUAACAGAUACUGUCACAUGCAAUAUUCUAAUUAACUUGUACACAAAAUGUGGUCGGAAUGAUUGUGCUCGUCAUGUUUUUGAUGCAAUGAUUACCAGAAGCAUAGUCUCAUGGAAUACCAUGAUUGCUGGAUAUACUCAGAGUGGAGAGGAUGUAGAAGCGCUGAAGCUUUUUCAAAGGAUGCAGCGAGAAGGGAGACAGCUGACUAAAUUUACUUUAUCCAGCACAAUCUGUGCAUGUGCUGCAAAAUAUGCUAUCAAUGAAUGCAAGCAAUUACACGCUAUUGCAAUCAAGCUUGCAUUGGACUCAAACAGCUUUGUUGGGACAGCAAUUCUAGAUGUUUAUGCAAAAUGUAAUAUGAUUAAGGAUGCCUGCUGGGUUUUUGAGAAGAUGCCUGAUAAAACUUUAGUUACAUGGAGUUCAUUGUUCGCAGGAUAUGUGCAGAAUGGCCUUCACGAAGAAGCAUUAUGUUUAUUUCGGAAUGCCCAAAGGGAAGGAGUAAAAUUGACUGAAUUCACUCUUUCUGCUAUCAUUAGCGCAUGUGCAAGCUUAGCAUUGAAAAUUGAAGGGACACAACUGCAUGCAGUUAUUGUGAAAUGUGGUUUUCAUGGGAACUUCUUUGUGGCAGCAUCUCUUGUGGAUGUGUAUGCAAGGUGUGGCCAGAUUGAAAAUUCUUAUGCACUAUUUGCUUAUAUGGAACAGAAGAAUGUUGUCAUAUGGAAUGCAAUGAUUGCUGGUUUUUCGAGGCAUGCCCGUUCUUGGGAAUCUAUGAUACUCUUUGAGAAAAUGCACCAGUUAGGUAUUUUUCCGAACGAAGUUACCUAUCUCUCCAUGUUGUCAGUGUGCAGUCAUGCAGGUUUAGUUGAAGAGGGUCGUCACUACUUUAACCUACUAAUGUCUGAUCGGACUGUUGAACCUAAUGUCCUUCACUAUUCUUGCAUGGUUGAUGUUCUGGGUCGAUCUGGGAAGACUGAUGAGGCCUGGGAAUUGCUUCACAAAAUGCCAUUUGAACCAACUGCUUCUAUGUGGGGAUCUUUGCUAGGGUCAUGCAGGAAUUACAACAAUAGUGGCUUAGCCAGAAUAGCUGCGGAACAGCUUUUCCAACUUGAGCCUGACAAUGGAGGGAACCAUGUUUUGCUCUCAAAUGUAUAUGCUGCCAGCGGGAACUGGGAGAAUGUUCUGAUGGCAAGGAAAUAUUUGAAGGAUAGUGGUGCGAAGAAAGAAAUGGGCAGGAGUUGGAUUGAAGCAAAGGGCAAAAUUCAUGUCUUCGUUGUUGGAGAGAGAAAGCACCCAGCAAUCACUGAUAUCUACAAUAAGUUGGAGGAAAUUUAUCAUGAUGUGAGAAAAUUUGCUCACAUGACCAAAAUAGAAUGUGAUCUGCAUGAUGUUCAUGACGACCAAAAAGAGGAGCUGCUUAAACACCAUAGUGAGAAGUUAGCUCUUGCUUUUGGGUUAAUCAGCUUGCCUCCUAAUAUACCAAUUAUAAUACACAAGAACCUUAGGAUAUGUGGGGACUGUCAUUCAUUCAUGAAGGUUGUAGCCCAUACUACUAAGCGUCUAUUCAUUGUCAGAGAUGCCAAUAGAUUUCACCAUUUUAAGGAUGGCUCAUGUUCUUGUGGGGACUUUUGGUGACGUAGGGCUGAAUUGGAGAAUGGUAGUCAUCUACCAGUGGUAUUCUAUUCAUGUAGCAAAUUAUUGCUUGUCAGUAGUGGCACUGCAACACUAAAGAUCUAUGUCAGGACCAUCUUGAUAGCUUUGCCAUUCAAGUCAAUAAUGUCAUGCUGCUGGCUCCAUUGAAUGUAAUAUCAACACUACCAUCUGAUAUGUGCAUAAGAAUUGGAAGCAGAUGCAAGUCCUUGGUUAACCGAAUAGACUGCGUCACCAACAAAGCCGUAUAUUCUAGGUGACGAGCCACAUAUUUUUCUGUGGUCCACCAAAGAUAUACAUAGGAAGUGGAUGCAAGAUUUGUUCUUACAGAAAUAGACAUGGGAAGUGGAUUUCUUCUCACCUCAACACUUGCUGAAUUCAGUGCGUGAAGAAGUCUGCUAUGCCACUUACUUCGUACUGCCAGUGUAAUUAUUGAGAACUGUACCAGCUGAUGCACAUUGUGGUUCCAGCUCCUUAUGCUCGAAUCUUGUCAUUCUUUCCACUCCAACAGUGAUGAACCCUGGAAAGUGUUCUGGAACAGUCCAUCCCCUAUACUUUAUUUAAAAUAUCUUGCAUUUGAACAUAAAUUGUACUAGCAAUUCAUGGGUAAAACCUACCCUUGCAGGCUUUAAAGGCAAUCAGUCAUAUUUCUUUCAAUUCGCCAUAGCAAAUGUUCUAUUAUAGCUUUAAUAUU
Molecule: messenger RNA, 3099 nt
Organism: Triticum aestivum (bread wheat)
Lineage: Eukaryota; Viridiplantae; Streptophyta; Magnoliopsida; Poales; Poaceae
Product: pentatricopeptide repeat-containing protein At5g04780, mitochondrial
Exons: 2
Coding region: 663-2390 (575 amino acids)
Biological process (GO): RNA modification
Molecular function (GO): protein binding; zinc ion binding; RNA binding
Source: RefSeq, a predicted model, not a curated record